AUGACAACACUUUCUGGUUUCAGAAGCAGCCUGUCUCUGAUCUGUGCGGCAUGCUUGAAGAUGGAUGCUGUCUGGCAUGGCAGAUUUGGGAAUGGUCAUCUUGUGUCAUUACUCUUCCAUAGCUUAAAAUUUGGACUUUUGGGGAUCCAGGCAUAACAUAGCACUCAUUCCUCUCCCUUCCUCCUCCUUUGUGCCAUGGCAAGGACCUUUAAUGAUGAGAUGUGGGAUAUAAAUGUGCAUGGCACCUUUUUCAGGUGCUCCUGGACCUUGGGUUUGUGCUGCCUCAGUUUUGGGGCCUGCCAUUGAGGGUCACAGCUAUCUUGCCGUGCCUCUUCCCUCUGCUCUGACAUGGCGUGUGUGCAGGAAUAGAGACACGGGGUCUCACCAAACCAAGUCACUAAGCCACUUAGCCCAUAUGGGCCACUUGACAACCUGAACCAUGCCUCAAUAACAUCCUCUCUUGCUAUGAAUUGAGCAACUACAGCCGGGAAGGAAGACUUCAUUUCUCAGGGGAGCUGCCAAAAACAAAUGAAAUGUAACAUAUACAGCAUUUUUCGAAAAGACCCGUGGUAUCUUUCCCACAUGAUGUCUCUCUCUGAUUACUCUAGUUACUGGGUUGGUAUUAUUAUUUAAAAAACCCCAUCAUCUGACCCUUGAUAAUCCCCAUAUUGCAUUACAGAGGAUUGCUGGACAUACUUGGGACAUGUUGGUGUUCUUCAAUUUUAGACUGCCCCCUCAUGCUUACAAGUAUUUUACCAAUGAUGCAAGGUUAUGUUACACGGACACAUUCUCUGACCUGGUCCAGUUAAUACCUUGGCACUUGGAAAUGGCAUGUAUUGGAAAGUGGCAUGUAUUGGUAAAGGGUGACAGAUGUGUGGGUUUUAUCAGCAAAAAUGAAAGCCAGCAGUACAGAAGUUGCCCUGAAGUAUCUGGAGUCAGCACAUGGCUCAUCAUUUAUCUUAAAAAUAGAACGCGUUGGACAUUUUAGGCACUUGAAGCAUGUUUUGAUGAUCCACUACCUUGGAGUCAAAUGGUGAUGCAUGACGAGAAGUUGGUAAAUGAGCCUCCCGCUCUCUUGAUUCGACUUAAAAACCUGUCACUUCUUUUACUUCAGAGAUGGACAGAUGGGCUGGAAAAAAAAUUACCUAAUAUGAAAAGGAAAGAACAAAGAAAAUGUCUGAAUACAGCCAAAAUUCAGACCAAGAGGUCUACUCUGAAGACAUCGAUGAAGAUGAAAUCUUAGCAAACUUAUCUCCCGAAGAGCUGAGGGAGCUACAGAGUGAAAUGGAAGUCAUGGCUCCGGACCCACAAGUGCCGGUGGGAAUGAUACAGAAAGACCAGACCGAGAAACCUCCAACGGGGAGCUUUGACCACAGGUCUCUCGUUGAUUAUUUGUACUGGCAGAAAGCAUCGAAACGUAUGCUGGACGAUGAGAGAGCUUCGGUCACCCUCUUGGCGUCUGAGCGAAACACUGCAGACAAAUUUGAAGAAAAUACUGAUGAUGCAGAGGAUAUCACUAAGGAGGAAUUGCCAGGAGAUGCUACAGAAGCAGAUGGAAGAGAAAGAUAUUACAGAAAUGAGCAACUAGGAAAGUUUUAUUCAGCAAAGCAAUCAGGAGAAACAAAUGAAGACAGAAACAAUGAGGAGACAGAACAAGAGGAGGAGGAGGAAGAGGAAGAGGAGGAGGAGGAGGAGGAGGAAGGGGAAGAGGAGGAGGAGGAGGAGGAGGAGGAGGAGGAGGAUGAAGAAGAAUCAGGAACGAAGGAGCUACAUGGAGAUGAAAAUAGCAAUAGUGACCAGAUGACAGAGAAAAAAACAGGUACAGACUCAGGGGAAACUUCAGAGAAGCAAGAAGACAAUGAGAAGAAAAUAUCAAAGUUAAACCUUCCUAAAAAGUUGACUCUAGAUACUAGCUUCAUGAAGCUAAGUGCAAGGCCUUCAGGGAAUCAAACCAAUUUAGAAGCGAGUUUGGAGAACGUCCGGAAAAACAGUCCAGAUAUCACAGAGCUCAACCUGAACAACAUUGAAAACAUCCCAAAGGAAAUGCUGAUAGAUUUUGUCGAUGCCAUGAAGAAAAACAAGCAUGUCAAAACAUUUAGCUUAGCCAACGUGGGUGCGGACGACACCGUUGCGUUUGCUCUGGCCAACAUGUUGCGUGAAAACAGGAGCAUCACGACCCUAAAUAUUGAUUCUAACUUUCUCACGGGCAAAGGCAUCGUUGCCAUCAUGCGAUGCCUGCAGUUUAAUGAGAGGCUGACUGAGCUGCGUUUUCACAACCAGAGGAACAUGCUGGGCCAUCAAGCAGAAAUGGAGAUCGCCAGGCUCUUGAAAGCCAACCCUACCCUGCUGAAGAUAGGCUAUCACUUUGAAGUUCCCGGCCCCAGGAUGGUUGUGACCAACCUGCUCAGUAGAAAUCUUGACAAACAAAGACAAAAAAGACAAGAGGAGCAGAAACAGCAGCAAUUAAAAGAGCAGAGGGAGUUGAUCAGCAUGUUAGAGAAUGGAUUUGGGCUGCCUCCUGGGAUGUGGGAAAUGCUAGGAGGGCCAAUCCCUGAUCCGAGGAUCCAUGAGCCAAUAUGUGCCCCCAAACCACCUGUUCCCCAACCCAUGCCUAUUAGCAAAAGAAAGGAAGAAAGACACACAAGAAAGCCAGCCCCUGAACCACAGAAGGAAACGUCCUCCUUCCGAGUCAUUAAGCUGAAGAAGAUCCAGCGCAAACCCUCUGUGAAGCCAUAUGUGGAGCCCCCUGAAAAAACCAAUCUCAAAGACGUGAUCAAGACGCUUAAACCAGUUCCGAGAAGCAGACCGCCUCCUCUGGUGGAAGUAAGCCCGAGAGAUCAGCUGUUAAAUGACAUCCGUCAGAGUAACGUCGCUUAUCUUAAACCGGUGCCCCUGCCAAAGCAGCUCGAGUAAGAGACCAGAAUGAUGUGAAGAAAACAACCUGAAAUAAGGACUAUUCAAGUUUUGCCUUUAAUGGUUUCAAAGGAGGUUUUCUUCAGAAGCCAGGUGGUAGAUAACGAACACGUGGGAACAAUGCUUGCAAAGUGCAGUUCGUUUAAGCAAUGAAGGAAGAGGCUGGAAUGGAAACAGUCAAAACUAAGAGGAUUUCCACUGGAUAUCGAGUAACAAUGAGGCCCUCAUACAAUCUCUAUCUGCCAGCUGGACUUUGGCUUCCAGUUUGUUCAUGGGUAUUUUCUUAGAAGCAACAAUAGCCUUACAGCCUGUACAGUUUAGCUCUAUUGCUUCUAUGGUAUCUUCUGCUAUUAUUUUUUCCAGAAACCCAGCAGCCUAUAACAAAUGGUCCUCUUCUACACAUACAAUUUGCUUUCUUUACACUGCUCUUUGCCACGGCUAGUCAUUUUUUUUUAAGUUCUAGAGAAGCGAGUAGAGGUCCUCUCCAUGAGAAAGCACGCUGAAGCAUUCACUUCCACACCAAAUGGCAGCUGUCCUGAGGACAGGUUAUCUGCCAUCUCUGUAGAAAAGCAAGAGCUUAAAAAGCACGCAAAAAAAGAUCUGAUGGUUUCAAACUCCACCUAUCCCAGGAUAACUGAAUAACUGAAUAACUAUUCUCCAACCAUUUGGGUUGGUCUAAUAAAAGAUAUCAAAUUCACCCAAGGAACCUUGUCUACAUCCCAGAAUGCAUUUGGACAAGUAGUCUAUCUUGGGCAACAGUUAAAAUACUUUUGGGGAACGAUACAAUCCUUUUUCCUCCUCCUCCGGGUUUUUCUCUGUCCUUGUUACCAUCGAUUCACUUCUCAGCCCCCCCGUGCUUGAGGCUGCAUAUUGCGGUCACCUGCCAAACGAGACCAGGAAAGACCCAUUGCAGAAGUCCCUCAGCUCUGCUCCAUAUAGGACGAAUGCUUGAGUCUCGCCAGGCGUUUUCAUUUGGGGUUUAGCAGACUGCCGAUGCAAAACAGGUAGUCCCUUCUAGCUGGGAGAGGGAACAGCACUGUCCUCUUGCAUGGCAUCGCAGAGCCCAGCUUUGCACAACUUGAUGGUUUUUAAGUAGUUCCUGGAAAUAGUUACCCUCCCCAUCCUUUUACACAAGCGGAGAUGAAACCUUGCUUCGAGCCCUGGUUGUCGAGCACUGACAAAACGUGCCGAAAAAGGGAGAUUUCCCAUGCCAGGCCCUCCUUGGUUGAUCUGUCACUGAUCUUUCCCCCACAUUCCUCCUUUUUGCUAACAGGUGCAUUUUUAUAUCCCAAUCUUUUUGUCUGUACACCUUCAGCGAGCUCUUUCCUUUCCAAGGACACAGGUCUUGUUGGUUAUUCUCACAGCUACAAGUCUAUUUUCCCCCUUUUUUGUUCUGCUGGAUGCCGUUUCCUCCCCGCACGCUUAAAACUCGCCUUCCGCCGCUCUUGAAUACUUGCAACUAGCCUAUAUCCUCUCCUGUCCUUGGGGAUCUUCUUCUGUUGUUCCACGUUCCCUUUCCUGUAUUUGCCAACAUCCUGCAUUUCUUCCCACCCUACCUAAUCUUUCUCCCGAGCUGAUCGCAUUUCUUUUGCUCUCCCCCUGCUCUUAGCUUCCUAUUACGCUGCCCCUGUACCCCACCCUCUGCCAUGCAUCAAAGCUCUUCACCUCCAAGUCUGUCCCGGAGGUGCUCCCUUCCAACCUCACUCGACUCUCCCAUGUACUUCAAGUGGAACAGCCUGAUUGCAAACUUUGUAGGGGCGAGGGGAGGGAUCUUCCCAUUUGUCAGAUGUUGUAUACAUUUACAGAAUGAUACACGACUUAAUCGGGAUAUUUAAGAUGGUGCCUGUGGAAACUCUCUGUGUAAAAGUAGCUUUAUUGCAUCUCUCUUCAGAAUGUAAAAAUAACGGGGGGAAAAAAAAAGUGAACUGGGCGGUGUACUUGUAUUGUCUCUUUGUCCAGUUUUUCUAAAUAAUGGAUACAGGUGUAGACUCCUCAGACUAAUUGUGCCCCAGCCAACUGAUUGAGAAGGACCCAAGAUGGUGCCAUGUUUUCCUUGACCAUUCAUCAGCCAGGACUGGUCUAGGACUCGGUGGCAGUCUCAAGGCAGAGGUAUGCUCAUCAUAAGUCCAGUUCUGUAGAAACUCCUUCUCCCUGGCAGCUAAGGAGUUGUUACCAUAACCCUCUGUCCCUGGCGUUUCUCUAGGAGGGAAGCCUCCUGGGGACUGCUAUUAUUUUACCAUUUUCUGAUGUCUACUACUUGUAGGAUAAGUGGAAAAAAGGUGUUGGGGGAAGUGGGUAAAAAGAAAGCAAACAGAGCUUUGUCCUGCAUUGUGAAAUGCUCUGGGAAGGGACAGCAACCCUUGAUCUUUCCAUUCAGAGGUUAGAAGGAAAAGUCACCGACUGCUUCUGUUGUAGUCUAAUGAAGGGCCACAUGCUCUUAUAGUUUUGAAUCUGUCACCUGGAUCUGGACCAGACUGGCAACAUAAAUGAAAAUGGCCCGUUUCACGCUUCAUUUAGCCACUUCUCAAGCAUCAAUGAGGAACUUGCAACAGGAUCUAAUAAGGCUUCAAGAAAGGAGUAUGGCCAGGAGGUAGGUUUCAAUACAGGGAGGCAGGGUAGAUAAUAGCUGCUGUUCUGCAGAAGGCAGCAUCUAAGGUAGCUUGGGCGCCAGAAGUUUUAUGCCACACUCAUUCAGAAAGCAUGGAGAAGCAGGCAAGCCCCGUUAUACCCCAUUCUGCCUACGUGCUAUUUUGUCUUGAAGCAGUGAUCCUAGCAGCGUAUCCCUCACUGGCCAGGUCCCCACAGCAUGAGCAACUAUUAAAUGCCCUUUGGGUUUCUAUAAUUACUGCUGCCAUGGUCAUGCCACUCCUAGGAGAAGUUCUGGAUAGUGGGUUUAGGGUGCUUCUGCUCUACCCCCACUUCAAAAUGUUAGCGUAUUUUAAAUUAAAAUAAGAUGCACUUGCA
Alligator sinensis (Chinese alligator) is the source of this 5877-nucleotide messenger RNA. It is a transcript of the gene LMOD3, whose product is annotated as leiomodin 3. Lineage: Eukaryota; Metazoa; Chordata; Crocodylia; Alligatoridae. Bases 1174 to 2913 code for a protein of 579 amino acids. The transcript has 4 exons. Gene Ontology annotation, cellular component: myofibril; striated muscle thin filament. The record is from RefSeq and is a predicted model, not a curated record. Gene Ontology annotation, biological process: myofibril assembly; muscle contraction; pointed-end actin filament capping. Gene Ontology annotation, molecular function: actin binding; tropomyosin binding.